AAACACUCUGGUCUCUGAAAUCAUCUGAACACUGAAAUCGCAACUCAUUUGUUUCGGUCAAUUUUCGCACAUUUUUAAAUUGGUAAAGUUAUCAGUAAAAAUGUUAGGGCGAACCCUUUUGUUACGAAAUCCGUACUUCGCCAAACCUUCCUUAUACUUCAGAAACAUAACAGUCUCCUCGCCCACAUAUGAUAUAAUAAAAAUCCAAAGUACUGAUGAUUUUAAGGCUAAAGUUAUCAACAGUAAAACUCCUGUUGUUGUGGAUUUCUUUGCGACAUGGUGCAAUCCUUGCAAGCUGCUUACACCACGACUUGAGUCAAUAAUCUCUGAGAAUAAAGGUAAAGUAAUCCUCGCCAAAGUGGAUAUUGACGAACAAACAGACUUAGCUUUGGAUUAUGAGGUUAGUUCUGUGCCAGUUCUUGUAGCUAUCAAGAAUGGUAAAGUGCAACAGAGAUUGGUUGGAUUACAAGAUACAGACAAGUUAAGGAAGUGGAUUACACAGUUUACGUCUGACGACUCUGAAGUCAAUGUCCAUAAUUGAUGGAAGGAAAGGAUUUUUGGACCUUAAAAUGUAAUUUAUUGUUCUCGUUAUCCUUAAUUUUGUAGUUGAAAUAAAACUUAGGUGAAAA
Maniola jurtina (meadow brown) is the source of this 629-nucleotide messenger RNA. RefSeq names its product thioredoxin, mitochondrial-like. Gene Ontology annotation, molecular function: protein-disulfide reductase activity. The coding region runs from base 101 to 541 and encodes 146 amino acids. Lineage: Eukaryota; Metazoa; Arthropoda; Insecta; Lepidoptera; Nymphalidae. The record is from RefSeq and is a predicted model, not a curated record. Gene Ontology annotation, cellular component: cytoplasm. The transcript has 2 exons.